AUGUCCUCCGCCGCCGCCGCCGCCGCCGCCUUCUCUGCGAGCGCGUCGCCGCGACGCCUCGCGUCGCGCGCGGCGACCGCGCGCGCGCCGACCGCGCGCCGCGCCCCGCGCGCGACCGUCCGCGCGAGAUCCGACGCGAAAAGAAGAUCCAGAUCCGCCGCGUCGGUCGUCGUCCGCGCCGACGCCGCCGCGGAUGGUCCCAACAAAUCCCCUCUCGUGAAGGUGUGCGGCGUGACGUCCGCGGCCGACGCGACGCACGCCGCGCGCGCGGGCGCGGACUUCGUCGGCAUGAUCCUCUGGCCAAAGUCCAAGCGGUCGAUCUCGCUCGACGUCGCGAAGGAGGUGGCGGCCGCCGCGAGAGCCGACGGCGCCGUUCCCGUCGGCGUCUUCGUCGACGAGACCGCGGCGGAGAUCGUAGCCGCGUGCGAGGCGGCGGGGAUAGAUCACGCGCAGCUGCACGGCGACGGCGCGCGCGCGUCGCUCGUGGACCUCCCGAUGAAGAUCAAGGCGAUCUACGUCGUGAACGCGUCGGCGGACGGCGCAAUCGCGACGCCGAUGCCGGGGGACGAGGCGAAGCUCACGGAUCAACGGAACGAGGCGCUCAAGGGCGAGAAGGGGUGGAGAGCCGCGAUCGACUGGGUGAACGGGCCGCGACGCACGGUCGAUUGGCUGUUGAUCGACGGCGUGAACGCGGGCAGCGGCGAGGCGUUCGAGUGGGGGAAUCUGAAGGUGCCGCGCGGGGUGAGCCGGAAAGGGUGGCUGCUCGCCGGAGGGUUGACUCCGGAGAACGUCGCGGAGGCGGUCGGGUGCGUCGGUCGGUCGAGACUGCUCUUCUCCGCGCGAUCUCCCUCCCUGUUGGAUUUCUUUUCUUUCGCUUUCGCUUCGCGCGCGCGUUGUGAGCCUCACGAUUUGACACGUGGAGACGCGAUCAGCCAAUAA
This is a messenger RNA of Micromonas pusilla CCMP1545, 939 nucleotides long. RefSeq lists its product as uncharacterized. The coding region runs from base 1 to 939 and encodes 312 amino acids. The transcript has a single exon. NCBI's taxonomy places the organism in Eukaryota, Viridiplantae, Chlorophyta, Mamiellophyceae, Mamiellales, Mamiellaceae. Gene Ontology annotation, molecular function: phosphoribosylanthranilate isomerase activity. Gene Ontology annotation, biological process: L-tryptophan biosynthetic process. The record is from RefSeq and is a predicted model, not a curated record.